Molecule: messenger RNA, 919 nt
Organism: Drosophila obscura
Lineage: Eukaryota; Metazoa; Arthropoda; Insecta; Diptera; Drosophilidae
Product: alcohol dehydrogenase 1
Exons: 4
Coding region: 77-853 (258 amino acids)
Cellular component (GO): cytoplasm
Molecular function (GO): alcohol dehydrogenase (NAD+) activity
Source: RefSeq, a predicted model, not a curated record
UAGUACAACGUUCGUUGUGGAACGCAGUUCACCCAAUCCACUAGACCAUUAGAGAAUCAGACAGAGCGACAGCGACAUGGAUUUGGCUGGCAAGAAUGUGGUUUACCUUGGAGGAUUCGGCGGCAUAGGCCAGAAGUGUGUGCAAGAGCUGCUCCGGCGGCAGCUAAAGGCACUGGCUGUCUUCGACUUGACAGCGAAUGCUGAGGCGUUGGCCGAGUGGCGAGCAGGCAGUCUGGGAACGGAGAUCUUCUACCAGAAGGUGGACAUCACCAGGAAAGAGGACAUCGAGGCGGCCUACAAGGCGACCGCUGAGCGCCUGGGACACUUUGAUGUGGUUGUCAAUGGCUGUGGACUGAUGAACGAUCGCCUGGUGGAGCUCACCAUUCAGAUAAACUUGCUGGGUGUCAUCCAGAGCACUUUGACAGCCCUGGAGUACAUGGACAAGUCAAAGGGUGGCAGGGGUGGACUCAUAGUGAACAUUUCCUCGGUGGCAGGCCUGCAGCCCACGGCUCUGAUGGCCAUCUAUUCGGCGGCCAAGACCGGCAUUACAUCCUUCACUCGCUCCAUGGCCAAUCCCAUCUACUAUGCCCACUCGGGCGUGAGCUUUGUGACCAUCUGUCCGGGAUUCACUGACACUCCCCUGCUGGAGGACAUCUCCAGCAAGACGACAUUCACUUACCACACACCCAUGCUGGACAUGUUCAACAGGGUGAGGCGCCAGAAGCCCGAGGAUUGUGCCAGGAAUCUCGUACAGGCCAUGGAGCAGGCCAAGAAUGGGGCAGUUCUCAUGCUGGAGCUGGGCGAGACCCAGGAGCUUCAAAUACCCGACUUGUGGAAGCCCCAGCUCGAGUAAAAAGCAGUUCCAUAAUCUUAUCUACUAAUUAUAUUCCAGUGUGUACCCAAAUAAACUCAUACAAUA